Molecule: messenger RNA, 786 nt
Organism: Elephantulus edwardii (Cape elephant shrew)
Lineage: Eukaryota; Metazoa; Chordata; Mammalia; Macroscelidea; Macroscelididae
Gene: CALN1
Product: calneuron 1
Exons: 6
Coding region: 1-786 (261 amino acids)
Molecular function (GO): calcium ion binding
Source: RefSeq, a predicted model, not a curated record
AUGCGUCUGCCUGAGCAACCUGGAGAGGGGAAGCCAGACAAUGAGGAAAAGGGGGACCCAGCAGUCCCCCACGGGGGCGAAGAGCCACCGAGGAGCCAGACCCCCAACUUCCCCACUUGGCAAAAGAUGCCGUUCCACCACGUGACUGCUGGCCUGCUGUACAAGGGGAAUUACCUCAACCGAUCCUUGUCUGCUGGCAGCGACAGUGAGCAGCUUGCUAACAUCUCGGUGGAGGAGCUGGACGAGAUCCGAGAGGCCUUUCGCGUUCUGGACCGAGACGGGAAUGGCUUCAUCUCCAAGCAGGAGCUGGGCAUGGCCAUGCGCUCGCUGGGGUACAUGCCCAGCGAGGUGGAGCUAGCCAUCAUCAUGCAGCGCCUGGACAUGGAUGGGGACGGCCAGGUGGAUUUCGACGAGUUCAUGACCAUUCUUGGCCCCAAGCUGGUGUCUUCAGAAGGUCGUGAUGGUUUUCUUGGCAACACCAUUGACAGUAUAUUCUGGCAGUUCGACAUGCAGAGGAUAACUCUGGAGGAGUUGAAGCACAUUCUCUACCAUGCCUUCCGGGACCACUUAACCAUGAAGGACAUCGAGAACAUCAUCAUCAACGAGGAGGAGAGCCUGAACGAGACCUCGGGGAACUGUCAGACGGAGUUCGAGGGAGUGCACUCCCAGAAACAGAACCGGCAGACCUGCGUCCGGAAGAGCCUCAUCUGCGCCUUCGCCAUGGCCUUUAUCAUCAGCGUCAUGCUGAUCGCAGCCAACCAGAUCCUGCGGAGCGGCAUGGAGUAG